Molecule: messenger RNA, 1305 nt
Organism: Porites evermanni
Lineage: Eukaryota; Metazoa; Cnidaria; Anthozoa; Scleractinia; Poritidae
Source: the annotation of a GenBank genome assembly
AUGCUGCAAAUGGCUUUGAAGGAGAAGGUGCUCUUUGAAGAAAGGAACCCUCAGGACUACCAGAAGAAGGAGGAGAAAGUCAGGAAUCGGAAGGAAAAAGCCCUACAUGGAGAGUUUGCUCGGCAAACAUCAGGUAGCUGGAAGGCAGUUCUGGAGAUGGUUCAGGAAUGGUUUUAUAAAAAAGGGAACAGAACUGAUCCUUACCGCUUAAGAACAAGCUUUAAGAGCAAUUUUUGUCAAGCACAGCAUAGAUAAAACGUCUGACACACCAAUGUACNCCAUAAAAAAUGUCGCCAGACUGUCUCUAUCCAUCGAGGAAGGAAGAGGGAGGGGGUUCACUGGUAUUUAGGAGUUGUAAAGAGUGAAUGCAAUUUCUUGCAUUGCUACCUGAGAGAGAGAGCACAGAGAGGAUGCUGCAAAUGGCUUUGAAGGAGAAGGUGCUCUUUGAAGAAAGGAACCCUCAGGACUACCAGAAGAAGGAGGAGAAAGUCAGGAAUCGGAAGGAAAAAGCCCUACAUGGAGAGUUUGCUCGGCAAACAUCAGGUAGCUGGAAGGCAGUUCUGGAGAUGGUUCAGGAAUGGUUUUAUAAAAAAGGGAACAGAACUGAUCCUUACCGCUUAAGAACAAGCUUUAAGAGCAAUUUUUGUCAAGCACAGCAUAGAUAAAACGUCUGACACACCAAUGUACAGAUUUUGUGGUGACCUCACUGAAACAGUAUGGCGUAUUUAAGGAUGCUUAACUUGGCCAGAGAGAUUAAUAUAUACACUGGGAGCUUUGCAGAAAGUAUGGCUACCAUUACCUUCACCAGUUGCAGAGAAUGGAGAAGUGAGGAUAACUUGGGAUAUGACUUAUUAUCUUCCUACGAACAAGCGGCCGAGGUAAUCUCGACCAGAUAUUACUGUGGUGCACAAAGGCACACAGGAGGGAACACUUAUCUACAUUGCUGUGCCAACGGACCAAAAUAUCUUUAUUACUGAGGAGGAGACGGUGGAAAGGUAUCAAAACCUAGCACUCAAAUUUAAAUUAAAAGAAUCCAAAGAGGCUAGUGGUAGUAAUACCCAUCGCGAUUGGUGCACUUGGAACUAUCUCGAAGAAUGCAAAUGACUGGUAUGGGAGGUUUAGUCUGCCUUGCAUAUUUGGAAGGUAUAGUUGUCAGCCAUCCUUGGUACUGCUCAUAUCUAGCGGAUCGAAAGUGUUGUAUCUCUAAUCUGCGGGAAGCUGCUGAGACAUGGCUUUGAAAGACCCAGAAAAACACCAGAGAACUGGAGAGUCGUUGAUGGUGAUGGUGAUGAUGUCAGUCCUUAA